AUGGUUAGAAAAGAUAAAAAAAGUACAAUUUGUGUAUGCUGUAAUAGUAGUCUUUCAACACCACAAAAACUUCGUCAGCAUUAUGCUAGCGAUAAAAAUCAAUGUACUCAAUUAUCUACUCCUAUUCAAGAUAAAUUAGAACUUAUCAAUACUCGAGAAACUUUACGUGUUGCAGAGGCAUGGAACAUAGACAAUGAAUCAAAUUCAGAAGAUUCCAAUAAAAAUUCUCAGGAUAGUUAUACUCCCAAUACAGAUAUGACAACAAUUCCAGAUUUAUCAAAAGCUAUAGAUGGUUAUUUAGAUAAUCCUAGAACAGACAGAAGGAUUUUAGUUGACCAAAUAAAAAGAGCUACAAGGCAAAUUCGUCGAAAAUAUACUAACGAUCAAACUUAUUUAAUAAACGAGCAACAGAAUCGAUAUAAUGCUGAGACAGAACGAGAUUUACGUCAAACCGAUUUAGAUAACGCCUUGAAUGAUCUUAAUUUGAUGACAAUGGCAUAUAACAAUGAAAGAAAUACACGCCAACAAUAUUUUUUAGAAUUACAACAAUGUC
Molecule: messenger RNA, 553 nt
Organism: Diversispora eburnea
Lineage: Eukaryota; Fungi; Glomeromycota; Glomeromycetes; Diversisporales; Diversisporaceae
Source: the annotation of a GenBank genome assembly